Molecule: messenger RNA, 3420 nt
Organism: Suillus fuscotomentosus
Lineage: Eukaryota; Fungi; Basidiomycota; Agaricomycetes; Boletales; Suillaceae
Exons: 12
Coding region: 1-3420 (1139 amino acids)
Biological process (GO): nucleotide-excision repair
Cellular component (GO): nucleus
Molecular function (GO): DNA endonuclease activity; single-stranded DNA binding
Source: RefSeq, a predicted model, not a curated record
AUGGGUGUGAAGUCACUAUGGGACCUCUUGUCUCCAGUGGGUCGCCCAGUGCCGCUCGAGACCAUCGAAGGGAAAGCUCUUGCCAUUGAUUCUAGUAUUUGGAUCUACCAGUUUCAAGCUACUAUGCGCGACAAGGAUGGACGUGCAUUGGUUAACGCACAUGUGCUUGGUUUCUUCCGACGUAUCUGCAAGCUACUAUUCUAUGGGAUUCGCCCAGUCUUCGUGUUUGAUGGAGGAGCUCCUGCGCUUAAGAGAAACACGAUUAUCGAGCGUAAGAAGAAGAAGAGUGGUGCAGCUGCAACUCACGCCAAGAUUGCGGAGAGGCUGCUGGCAGCCCACAUGAGACGGGAGGCUUUAGUACAUGCUCAAGCGUUACACCCUUCAUCGUCAAAAGGAAAGCAGAAAGUGCCCUCAGGACCCGUGAUCCUGGAUGAGAAUGCGGUUUACCUUGAGGACAUUGAUAAUUCUGCACCGAAGACACCGGCAAAGAAGAAAGCAGAAGAAACACCUCUUUCGUCAAAAAAGAAAGCUCGCUUUUAUGACCAUGAUCCUUACAGACUUCCAGAAGUGGAUCUUGAAGAGCGCGUAGCGAAGGCCACUAGUUCGCAGGCUCCAGACCCGCGCCUCGCUACAGAGGAAGAGCUCCGGACAUUCAUAGAGGAGAUGCGUCCAGAGGACUUCGAUGUAUCCUCUCCAGCAUUCCGAGAGCUGCCUACAGAAGUUCAGUACGAAAUUGUUGGUGACCUUCGGUUGAAAUCACGUCAGACAUCGUACAAGCGUUUGCAGAACAUGCUACAGAAGGCAGAAACUCCUUUGGACUUCUCCCGAGAACAAAUCAAGAAUCUCAAGCAAAGAAAUGCUCUAACUCAACAACUCCUGAUGACUACUGACAGUAUCGGUAAAGCACACAUCACCAUUCCUGUUCGAAUUGCCAGUGAGCGAAAUAGAGAGUAUGUUCUUGUCAAGAACGACGGGGCGGACGGUGGUUGGGUCUUAGGCAUCCGAGACGACGGCACGCAGUCAAAACCAAUUGAAAUUGAUCAAGACAAGCCCACACUUCAAAGCGACAGCGAUGAUGACAUGCAGAUGGAGGAAGUCAGUAUACCAGGGAAUGCAACACCUGAUUCCGAUCUUCGAGAGUUCCAGGCAAGUAUGGCACUGCACGCCAUAGGCAAACGCUUGCAGCCAUCCAUGCCAAAACCUGUCCAAAGGCGAAUCAAAUCAAAGCCUUUAUUUGACCUGGAUGAUGACGAGGAUAUAUCCAGACCCUUGGAUGACGAAUUUGAUCACAUCGAGGAUCCUGAGCUUGCCCUUGCCAUCCAGGCUUCACUAGAAGACCAUACUGCGAAUUAUAAGCCUAUCACUUCAGAACCUUCUUCUAAAUUUAGCCCUCCUGCAACUCCUCAGUCAAAACCUACUCUUCGACUCCAUGAUUCUGACGAUGAUCUAUACACGUCCCCUUCUCGGCUGGAGACCGCACUUUCGAUCGCAGGGGCUGGUCCGGUGCGAAGGCUGGCUGGAACCUUGUAUGAUCUUCCAUCGCAAUCUGCGUUUGGGAAGGCGGCUUUGUUAGUUUCACCGAAGACAGCAUCGCGUCCCAUGCCAAUCGUUCAAUCAUCCUUGUCAGAAUCAGAAGAAAGCAUGGAUGAAAUAUUGCCUGUACAGGUAGUCGAGGCAUCACACAGAAAGCCGUCGCCGGUUGCUACUAGCGCCCAUGUCAAGCCGCCACAAUCCCCCAAACAUUCGCAGGAGGCUGCACAAGAUUCGGACGAUGACAUGGAAGAAGUCCCAGUCACUGAUGGCAAUCACGUCCGUGAUGUAUCCGAGGGUUUUGUACCUGCAGCAGUCUCAGUGCCGGAGGAUGCGGCCGAAGAACGACGAUCAAUGUCUCCUGCAUCUUUUCAGCUACCAAAGUCAUUAGAACGUCCUCAGCCUUCGACCUCUAAUGUGGUCACGCCCGAAGCUCGGAUAUCUGAGAGCGACAAUGAAUUUGAUAUCGAAUGGUCGCGGUCUCCGUCACCUGUGCUUGGUACUGCUCCGGGGAGUACCGAUCAAGGAGCGUCUGCUGCUGUGGAAACCUGGGAUGCUGCUGAGGAAAUGGAUCCACAUGCUGAAGAAGGCGAAUUUGCCCGAUUCAUCUCGCAAGUCAAGGGCAAAGAUUUGGAUGCCGUCAGACAUGAGAUUGACGAAGAGAUUCGGACGUUGAAUCAACAGAAGAAAGCAACGAUCCGUGAUUCAGAGGAUAUCACUCAACAAAUGAUCUCUCAAAUUAUGCUCUUACUGCGUCUCUUCGGGAUUCCAUACAUAACCGCACCGAUGGAAGCCGAAGCACAGUGCGCAGAAUUAGUCUUGCUAGGUUUAGUUGAGGGCAUCAUAACGGACGAUUCGGAUGUUUUCCUUUUCGGAGGCAUGCGCGUUUUCAAGAAUAUGUUUAAUCAAUCCAAGACUGUGGAGUGUUUUCACUCCUCCGAUCUGUCCCGGGAGCUUGGCCUGGAACGCGAUACGCUCAUCCGUCUGGCGUACCUGCUCGGAAGCGACUACGUGGAGGGGCUCCCUGGUGUUGGUCCUGUAAUAGCCAUGGAACUACUAAAAGAGUUUCCGGGCGAGGACGGCCUUCAUCAGUUCAAGGACUGGUGGACCAAAGUCCAAAGUGGGCGAGAUCGAGCAGAGGAUAAUACUACCAAAUUUCGCGAGCGUUUCAAAAAGAAGUUCAAAAACUUAUACCUGCCCCUGGAAUGGCCUAAUGCGUUGGUGAGGGAUGCUUAUUAUCAUCCGACGGUGGAUUCAUCAGAUGAACCGUUUAAAUGGGGUAUGCCCGACCUCGACGCCCUCAGACACUUUUUCCACGAAGAACUACACUGGAACCAAACCAAAGUUGACGAAUCACUUCUACCGAUCAUUCAAAAAAUGAAUAAGCGGAACCAGGCUGCAGCUAUGAAUCGGCAAGGCAACCUAAACAGCUUUUUUGAUGUUGUACCCGGUAGCGGAUUACAUGCCCCAAGGAAACGACAAGCGUAUGGAAGUAAGCGUCUUCAGCAAGUGGUUACGGAUUUCCGAAAUCAGCAGGCAAAACAGAAUACAAGCACACCAGUAUCUGAUGAGGCAGAUGUCCUUGUACUCGAAGACGGGAAGGAGCCUGUUGCCAAAAAGAGGAAAACAGUAGGACAACAAGAACAGGGGACAGGGACUAGCCGCAGAGGGAAGGGCCGUGGCGCCAGAGCGCGGGGCUUGUCCUCCAAGACAGUUCAGGAAUCCCAUUCCGACACUGGGGAUGAGUAUGUCGGCAAUGUGAUUGAUGACAGUGCUUCCACCACAGAAACAUCAAAACCCCGUCUUCGCCCAAGGGCGAGACCAGUGGCGAAAGGGUCCCGAGUAUCUGACACAUACACCAUGCUUGCGGCAGAGUCCGAGGGUUCUUAG